Molecule: messenger RNA, 4243 nt
Organism: Eleginops maclovinus (Patagonian blennie)
Lineage: Eukaryota; Metazoa; Chordata; Actinopteri; Perciformes; Eleginopidae
Gene: ppp2r2ca
Product: protein phosphatase 2, regulatory subunit B, gamma a
Exons: 10
Coding region: 563-1924 (453 amino acids)
Cellular component (GO): cytosol; protein phosphatase type 2A complex
Molecular function (GO): protein phosphatase regulator activity; protein binding
Source: RefSeq, a predicted model, not a curated record
UACAGCAUCAGCAGGCAGCGAACCUCCAUCCUCCUCAUUAUCCCUCUCUCUUUCUCUCUUUUUUCUCCUCCUUUGCCUAUCCUCCUCUCACCACCACCCUUGCUCUCUCUUUUCUCUUCCUUCUCCUCCUCCUCGGAUAGACACACAGGCCUUCUCGGGCACUCUGCAGCAGAGGACACACACGCAUGCCAGCAGGAAUAGCAUCAGCAGCAGCAGCAACAGCAGCAGCAGCAGCAGGCGGACUGCGUUUCUCUCCACCUCUCACUACCUCACAUCUUCUACCUCACCACUUCCCUCUUUCCUUUCCUCCAAUAUUUUCUCAUCCUCUCAUUCCUUUUCUUCUGUCCUAAAACCUGUCUUUCUCCUCCCUCUCCACUCUCAUCUCCAUCUCCUCUUCACGCCUAUUCUGCUUCCGGCUGGCUGGUUUUGCAGGAUGACUUGUUCCAGGCCACUUCGCUAGGCCCCAGCAGCAUGGGCGCAGCCUGGGCAGGGAGAGAGAGCACGGAUCGGACCCUUCCCCUCAGGACGGGCGCGCUGGCGGGUCACCCUUCCUCAGCUUCAGAUGGGCGAGGACGCUGAGAGCCCCAAAAUCAACCACACCUUCCUGCGAGACUACGUCACAGAAGCUGAUGUCAUCUCUACAGUGGAGUUCAACCAGACAGGGGACCUUCUGGCCACUGGGGAUAAAGGUGGCCGAGUGGUCAUCUUUCAGAGAGAGACAGAGUCUAAAGGGGAGUCAGAGGAGGUGGGGGAGACAGGGGACUCUGGGGAGUACAAUGUCUACAGCACAUUCCAGAGCCAUGAGCCAGACUUUGACUACCUGAAGAGUCUGGAGAUUGAAGAGAAAAUCAACAAGAUAAGAUGGCUGCCACAGCAGAAUGCAGCACAUUUCCUCCUCUCCACCAAUGAUAAGACCAUUAAACUGUGGAAGGUGAGUGAGCGAGACAAGAGACCAGAGGGAUACAAUCUGAAAGAUGAGGAGGGACGACUCAAGGACAUCUCCACCAUCACCUCUCUGCAGGUGCCGGUGCUGAAACCCACAGAUCUGAUGGUAGAGGUUCGUCCCAGACGUGUGUUCUCAAAUGGACAUACCUACCAUGUUAACUCCAUCUCAGUCAACAGUGACGGGGAGACCUACCUGUCUGCUGAUGACCUCCGCAUCAAUAUGUGGCACCUGGGCAUCACGGACCGCAGUUUCAAUAUUGUUGACAUCAAACCAGCCAACAUGGAGGAUCUGACAGAGGUGAUAACAGCAGCAGAGUUCCACCCCCACCACUGCCACCUGUUUGUGUACAGCAGCAGCAAGGGAACCCUGCGCCUAUGUGACAUGAGAUCUUCCGCUCUCUGUGACAGACACACCAAACUGUUUGAGGAACCUGAGGAUCCAGGGAGCCGUUCCUUCUUCUCGGAGAUCAUUUCUUCUGUGUCGGAUGUCAAGUUCAGCCACAGUGGACGUUACUUGCUGACCAGAGACUACCUCACCGCCAAGGUGUGGGACCUGAACAUGGAUAAGGGGCCUGUUGAGACAUACCAGGUUCAUGAAUACCUGAGGAGCAAGCUGUGUUCCCUCUAUGAAAACGACUGCAUCUUUGACAAGUUUGAGUGUGUUUGGAACAGCUCAGAUAGCGUGAUCAUGACAGGGGCAUACAACAGCUUCUUCCGGAUGUUUGACAGGGAGACAGGGAGAGGCGUAACCCUGGAAGCUUGGAGGGAAAGUAGCAAGCCUCGGGCAGUGUUGCGGACCCGACGUGUAUAUAGUGGCGGUAAGCGGCGCCGCGGAGAUGUCGGCGUUGAUAGCCUGGACUUUACCAAGAAAAUCCUGCACAUGGCUUGGCACCCAUCUGAGAACAUCAUUGCCAUAGCAGCCACCAAUAACCUGUACAUCUUCCAGGAUCGUGUCAACCCGGAGACGCAGUUACAGUGACAGAGACACAAAUGGGAUUAUUGACAAUUACAGACACAAAGAAGAGCAAACAGUGACCCAAAUAUAUUUGGAUGUCUUACAGACGACAUGGGGAGUGGACAGCCGCUAUAAGAUGAUAAGUUAAAAGAAAGCUGUUUCACAACAUCCUGAGAUGCAACAUCUGUUUGUUUUGAAAGGUCUGAAAAAGUAGAUUAUUACAAGACUGUUAAUGUAUUUGUCUACUAUGAGAUAAACAUCCAGUAAACAUCAGGACAUGUUAUUGGUUCCACUUCUCCCAUUUUUAGAUCUGCUCCACCGUAGGGGCAAUAAGAGAGGUGCGGGGACAUCUCUCCAUCUGUAAUGACUCAAUGCUGAUUAUCACACAAUGUUGAACUCCUCACUGAUGUGCUCUGGUAUCAUUGGAUACCAAAUUAAAAAUAGGAGAAUGGUAGUAGCAGAGAGGGAUUGGGAUGACGGAUUCACAAUUGUUUUGCCAGACAGAUCUUAUGGAGCGAUAUUAUUAUACAGCUCUUCACAACAGCUCUUCACAACAACAUCCCAAACCCCUUUUUUCUCUCUAUCGGGUGAAUCUCUCCUUUAGAGCAGUGCUCUUGGAGAUAUAAUUAAUAAAUUCCCCAUCAUUUUUGCCAUAUUCACUUUGCAAUAAUAGCACUAAAAAAACACAGUGCAGCAGUAUUCCUGCUUUAAGAUAUCGGCUCUUCUUCUACAGGUAUACUGUACACUCUUUUUACUCUUUCGCUGUAAAUAUUCAAUGUUUUUUUUUUAAGGUGGAACAAUUUUGGAUCCAGACAGCUAAAGGAUGCUUUUUUGUCUAGUUAGUACACUGCAGAUAACAAGUGAUCUAAUGUAUAGAAAGAUUGCAGAGUUGCACUAUUUCUGUUAAAGACUCGAUGAAGGGGCUUGUUCUUGUAGCAGUUCAUAGAAAGGUAUUGCUGGCUGUGGCCAGGGAGGGUUGAUUUGUGCGCAAACCAACACUCACAGUUUUGUUGUGUAUGUAAAGCCCAUGUUAGUUUUGAUUAACGUCCCUUUCUUGCCUACAUACCUACGCGUUAAAUUACAGAAAAUGAGAGCGACAGCGUGUUGGCUCUAUUACAUGCUCAAAUUGAGUCUGAUAUGUGAUUCCAUUUAAUAUAGACGAUUGUUUAAUUUAUGAAGAGUUUAUUUAAAAUGGGUGAUAGCAGAUUUGGAAGCCGUCUAUUAGAAUCAAAGAAAGGAUGGUUUGUUAAAGAAGAGGCCCUGAUUUAAGUAAUUGACAUUUUGAUGAGGGAGUUUGUGUCCACUGUAUUUGAAGGUCAAAGGUUAUCAUCAGUGCAAAAGUUAUUUACAUUGCUAACAUUUUUAAGCAUUCAAAACAUGUCUUGUGAAAUGAUCAUGUCACAGAUUGAUAAUGUUGUUAUACCGUAUACCUCACAGUGCCACAUGCAACCCUGAAGUGGAAAACCUAGGAUGUAAAGCAUUAAGGUGUUGUCUGUGUGGGACUACAUUAUGUGACUUGGUCAAAAUGUGAUUGUUUACAGUGAGGUGCAUUGUUUUCAAGUGGCCUUUACCCAGGUUGAGUUAGCAAAUCAGUGCAGAGGUGAAGGUUGCACUUUUCAAGUACUGAUGGAUAAACAUCAGUUUCACUGUGUUAAUCUUAGUCCCAGAGAAAAGAAGGAAAUUGUUAAUAUGUAUGUUUUACUUGUUUGCUAUCUCCUCACUAUUCCCCUCCUUUUGUUUCAAAAUCACAGAUAUUUAUGUUCUGGCCUUUUGGCCAGCUACUAUGUUUUGGUCUUCACUGUCCUACAGUGUAUAACACAGACACUGUCUUGCACUGAUUGGUUUAACAGUAUAAUACACAACAAAGUCCACAAUGACACAGGCCACCUGCGGAACUAUAUUAGGUCCAACUUUCAGUCCUCUAAUGGUGAGCAGUAGUUUAGAGGUAGUCACCUGUAAUCGCAUCAGAACCAUCAUCACCACGUGCAGUCCGUGAAAGGGUUUGUGUUCAGGAGCACAGCAGCCGCAUGUUGCCAUUAUUCAAUGCUACUAUCGUGUAUAUCUAUCAUAAUUUAAAAAGUCUAACAAUAAAAAAACAUAACUCAAAAGAGAUGAAUGAAAGGAAUGUGCAUUAAUAAAAUAAUAUGAAAUCUGACAAAGGAAUGUAUUGGAUCAUUUUAUGUCUUUGUGUAUAUACUGUAUUCAUUGGAAAUUUAUUUUUUUCAUCAAUGAAAUACUUUCAGACUUUGAAUCUGAAAAAAGCAUCCAUGUGGAAGUUUUGUUUGAAAGACAAGCACUUAUUACUCAUUGCACACUCCCAUAAGCUCCAUUACUGAAUAAAGA